AUGCCUGUCAUGGCCGCCUCCUUGGCCCGCGGAGGUGUGAAUGCUGGUUUCCUGCUGAGGGCUGCUAAAGGCGCCUGCUGUUACAGACCCGGAGGCUUUUGGGAGUCAAGGGAGGCAGCGGCGGCGGCGACAGCCAGGAGAUUCUGGGGGCCAGGCUCGCGCCAGGCGGGGGAGGAGGAAACCAGUGCCCCGGAGCGACCCGGGGACGUGGUGAACGUGGUAUUCGUAGACCGGUCAGGCCAGCGGAUUCCGGUGAGCGGCAGAGUCGGGGACAAUGUUCUCCACCUGGCCCAGCGCCAUGGGGUGGACCUGGAAGGGGCCUGUGAAGCCUCCCUGGCCUGUUCCACCUGCCAUGUGUACGUGAGUGAGAAGCACCUGGACCUUCUGCCGCCUCCUGAUGAGAGAGAAGACGACAUGCUAGACAUGGCCCCCCUCCUCCAGGAAAACUCCCGGCUGGGCUGCCAGAUCGUGCUGACCCCUGAACUGGAAGGGGCUGAAUUCACCCUGCCCAAGAUCACCAGGAACUUCUACGUGGAUGGCCAUGUUCCCAAGCCUCACUGACAAGGGCAACUAGACCGUCCUGAAACCCCUGGCUCCGGAGCCAGGACUGGAGGAAUCGCCAAGCUGCCAGCCCCGCCCAGAGCACAGACACGCCCGAGAGUAAUGUCGGAAGCACCCAGAAGGCCAAAGCCCCUACAUCGGAGAUCCCAUGUCCAGGCUCUGGUGGUCGCCAGGUGGAGCGGGCACCCCUAGACCCCCAAAGAAUCGGGGUGUGGAGAAUAGUGGAAUCUAACGAAACAACAAUAAAACUGUCUUACAGAC
This is a messenger RNA of Condylura cristata (star-nosed mole), 822 nucleotides long. RefSeq names its product ferredoxin 1-like (gene FDX2). The record is from RefSeq and is a predicted model, not a curated record. Gene Ontology annotation, molecular function: 2 iron, 2 sulfur cluster binding. The transcript has 5 exons. Lineage: Eukaryota; Metazoa; Chordata; Mammalia; Eulipotyphla; Talpidae. Gene Ontology annotation, cellular component: mitochondrion. Gene Ontology annotation, biological process: positive regulation of oxidoreductase activity; P450-containing electron transport chain. Bases 1 to 561 code for a protein of 186 amino acids.